Molecule: messenger RNA, 2236 nt
Organism: Plutella xylostella (diamondback moth)
Lineage: Eukaryota; Metazoa; Arthropoda; Insecta; Lepidoptera; Plutellidae
Product: glucose dehydrogenase [FAD, quinone]
Molecular function (GO): flavin adenine dinucleotide binding; oxidoreductase activity, acting on CH-OH group of donors
Source: RefSeq, a predicted model, not a curated record
AAACAGAUCGAUUUCCACCCUACUGAAACAAAGCGAAGCGAAAGCACUCUACAACAACAUAACGUUAACCACAAGCACAAGAGCUACAAGAGUACGAGUGUGUUACCGUAGUGGUGAAACUUUCAGCCUUUCAGAUUACCCUCCGUUCCUGACCGCUCAAGUCAGCAGUAAAGGGUAAGAGUCCGGAAAAGGACCAGGCUAUACAACGUUCAAGUACUACGCAAGGAGCUCCCGUGGUUGAAAGAUGUGGGCGUGCGAGCCUGGGCUGACGUCCACGAUCGCGGAGAGCUACGCGGGCGCGGGGCCGCUCUUCGUGAACACGCUGCAGACAUUCCUGGCGGCGCACUGCGCACUGGUGGGGGACCAUGUGUGGCCCGCUGAUGCCAAGGAACAUGUUGUGAGAGAUCCGUACUAUGACUUCAUUGUUGUGGGUGCUGGCUCAGCGGGGGCGGUGGUGGCCAACCGACUGAGCGAGGUGCCGGAGUGGCGGGUGCUGCUGGUGGAGGCCGGAGGAAACCCAACCCUCGGCACUGAGGCACCCCAAGUAUUCUUGGCUAACCUGAAAACCAAAGAAGAUUGGGGGUACAAGACGGAGCACCAGCCAGGAGCCUGCGGAGCUUACAAAACUAAGGGUUGCUACUGGCCGCGAGGCAAGGUGCUGGGAGGUACCAGCAGCAUCAACGCCAUGUUCUACGUGAGAGGCAAUAAGCAGGACUACAACGAGUGGGCCGCGGCCGGCAACACCGGCUGGAGCUACGACGACGUCCUACCAUACUUCAAGAAGAGCGAAGAUUUCUACAAACCACUGACAUCAGAAACAGCCGAGUAUCACGGCUCCGGAGGAUACCUCCACGUGGAGCACACCGAGGAUGUCGCUGAUAUAGAAAAGCUGUUGCUCCAAGCGAAUGCUGAACUUGGUUUGGAAAUAACUGAUGAUGUAACUGGAGCUCAACAAAUGGGUGUAACUAGAGCGCUAACUACAACCAAAGAUGGUGUAAGACAAAGUACUGCUCGAGCUUUUCUUAGCCCCAUAAGAGAACGUCGUAAUUUCCAUGUCUUAAAAGAUGCGCUAGCUACCAAAAUUCUGUUCAAACCGAAUACUACUGAAGUGACUGGUAUUCUAGUCAAUAAAAAUGGUAAAGAUAUUGAAAUUUAUGCCAAUAAAGAAGUGAUCGUAUCCGCUGGAUCAAUCAAUACUCCACAGUUGUUGAUGCUAUCCGGCAUCGGACCCAAGAAACAUCUCCAACAAAUAGGGAUUGAAGUUAAAGCAGAUCUACCAGUUGGUGAAAACUUACAAGACCACGCAUUUGCUGCCAUGAUGUUCACAACAAGGAGUGAUAGUGACCUCGCAUCUCUUCCAAAUAUUGUCGGAGGUAUCUACCAGUUCAUGCUGCAUCAGAAAGGUCAGUUCUCUGAUUUGAGCCCUCACAGAAUUACCGGGUUUAUAAACACUUUAGAUCCGAAAGCUACAUUCCCAGAUAUCCAAACUCAUCACAUUGCUAUGUUACCUAAUUUAACGAAUAUUGUAGAUUUAUUUGCCCUCCACGAUUCAUCGCAAGAGGUGCAGGAUCAAUUUCAGGAAAUUAUUAAAGACAACUUCGUUUUAGUUCCUUAUAUAGUGUUACUUAAACCAAAUUCUAAAGGCAGAAUACUGCUAAAGAAUAAAGAUCCUGCAGAUAAGCCGUUAAUUUAUGCUAAUUACUUUGAUGAUUCAGAGGACCUGAAAACUGUGGUAAGAGGGAUGAGGUAUGUAGCAAAGUAUCGUCAAACGAAAUCGUUUCAGUCCAUUGGUUUAAAGUUGCGUUGGUUUGAGCUAGAAGCUUGCAAGGGUCUUGACGAAGAAUCUGAUGAGUUCUACGAAUGCAUGGCGAGACAGAUAACAUUCUCCCUGUAUCACCCUACAAGCACGGCAAAAAUGGGUCCAGAAAGUGAUCGUUUUGCCGUCGUUGAUCCAGAGCUACGAGUGAGAGGCGUGGCGGGUCUGCGAGUGAUGGACGCCAGCGUGAUGCCGAGCAUCGUGAGGGGAAACACCAACGCACCAGUGAUCAUGAUCGCGGAGAAAGGGGCGGACCUUGUGAAAAAACAUUGGGGGAUGCUGGACCCAGUGAAUCAUUCUGGAUUGUGAAAUGGAAUCUACUUAUAGAUGUAUGGAAUAAACUCGUGUACUUAAGUAGUAUAGAAAGUAUGCAAGUUAAAUUUUUAUUUUUUUUCUAAUAAAUUUUCAAUUUUUCAAAUA